Molecule: messenger RNA, 726 nt
Organism: Aureobasidium pullulans EXF-150
Lineage: Eukaryota; Fungi; Ascomycota; Dothideomycetes; Dothideales; Saccotheciaceae
Exons: 2
Coding region: 1-726 (241 amino acids)
Source: RefSeq, a predicted model, not a curated record
AUGGCUCGAAACCAUUUCGAGCCAUUGACGCAUAUCCACGACCGCAAAUCUCGAUGGUUUGCAAGACGCAGAAGAGCGAGAGAUCACAAGAGAAAGGAACUCCUUGGGUUCCAGCUUGCUACUCUGGAUGCCGAGCUGUCUAGUCGUGUUGACGACGUGAUCCGGGCAAACAAGCAUACCUCGAACGUACAGCUACCCGAGCUUCACACCAAGCCUAUGCAAAUGGUCAAGUGGGAACCUCCAGCACUUUCCCCUGUGCACACACCUACCUCUCGUCUCCAGCCCUUAUCCGAUACAGACUGGUCGAACCUCGAGAUCUUGUUCUCACGCCCUCCCAAGAAGACUGUCUUGGCACCUCUGCCUACGCCAUCCAUAUCUCUGUUGACCGCAACCGAGCUCGGUCUCUCCAUUCAAUCCCCACCGAAAGUACGCUUGCCAGAACUCACCAACAAUUGCCGCCUUGCUAUUCCUUCCGUCGAAGGCCCUGUUGUGGCUUCGUGGACCUCGAAGCCUCCAGUUGCUUCGCGUAUCGACUUGAACACUAUCCGCUUGGAUACUCUGGAAUAUGAUGACGACCUGUCCUCUUCGCCAUUUGUAGCGGCAAAGCUACCACAAUUUCGUGAGGUCGACCCUUUCGACCUGACCGCCGACUUGGCUUUCGAGCCUAAACCGACCGAGUCUGAGCAUCAAAACCACAAGCCGCAAUCAACAAGAUGUACCUUGUAG